UUAAAAGAUAGUAAUAUUAGUCUUUCUCUUUGUAAUCCAGGUUCUCAUCCAGUAGGUGAAAGGGUAAAACAGCAGCUGCUCUACUGCCGUGUUGGGAUUGGUUACCAUCUUCAGAUUCUGCCCAAUGGCUCUGUUGGAGGAGUCCACAAUCCCACUGAGUUCUCUUGGCUCAAAGUGUUUGCUAUGAAACAUGGAGUUGUUGGAAUCAAAGGAGUCAAGAGUGGCUUUUUCCUCUGUAUGAGUAAAGAAGGACAGGCAUAUGGAACGGAGCAGUUUUCUUCUGACUGCCUGUUGAAGGAGAACCUGGAGGAGAAUCAUUACACCACCUACUCCUCUCUGUCUCAUCCUGGCAACUACAUGGCGCUGUCACACAAAGGAGAGCUUAGAAAGGGCAGCAGUGUGGGCCGACACCAGUCCUGCACACACUUCCUCCCUCGAAGAGCAUCAUGAUCUGUCAAUGCAAGCCAGUGUCUUAACAACUGGAGACAAAUUAGAAAUAUGGUUGUUAGAAACAGAUUUAAUGUGAUUUCCAUUCAUACUGUAAGGCUGCCUUCCAUUUACAAGUCUGAACUGAGCGACAUCACCCUGUGGUUCACCACAUUCCAGUUGAGAAGUCGUAAAGAACCAUGGACACAAACCUAUCUUGGACUUACCAUUGUUAGCAAUACCAGUCGAUAACCUCAACACAGUAUUUUGUGCACACAAACAAAGCAACAUGUCUAUGGUGAAAUACUAAACAGUACUAUGUGACUAUGUAUGACUGAUUUACUGUGAAACAAAUGACAGAAGUGCUAUUAACGGUAAGAGUAGCAGUGUUUGUAAGGCGGGAGCCAUUUUGAAAUCCUAACGGGGUGGGUGAGGUAGCUCCAAGUUCCAAGUUUUCUUUGGAAAUCUGAGUUCAAGGAAAUGCAGUAAUUCUGAGUUCCACCUACAAAUGUAAUUCAUCAGCAGCAUUGUUUCCCUUGAAACUCAGUUUGCACUCUUACAGGAGCAGCAAACAUUCAAAUCUAAACAGGAUAUUUAAGAAAACCUGUUGGUGAACUUCCAUUUGAUUUAUUUCAUUUUAUUUUAAUUUAUUUUAUUUUAUUUAUUUAUUUCCAUAUUAAAAAGUGUACUGUAGAUUGUACAACAUAAGGAGUGUGAAUGAGAAUUGCCAGAGGAUUAAAGGUAGCAAACUAGUUGAUACAUAUAAUUUAGAUUGGAAAUAUCAGAAAAUAUCAGUUAUGUCAUCAUAUCAAAAAACCUGCUCUGUUAUUACUCCAAUAAAACCUGAUGUUGGGGAACAACUGUAGUGGCAAUAAUUUGAUUGAUAAAAAUAAAAUA
Messenger RNA from Solea senegalensis (Senegalese sole), 1323 nucleotides. It is a transcript of the gene fgf9, whose product is annotated as fibroblast growth factor 9. Lineage: Eukaryota; Metazoa; Chordata; Actinopteri; Pleuronectiformes; Soleidae. The record is from RefSeq and is a predicted model, not a curated record. The transcript has 3 exons. The annotation marks the transcript as partial. Gene Ontology annotation, cellular component: cytoplasm. Gene Ontology annotation, molecular function: fibroblast growth factor receptor binding; growth factor activity. Gene Ontology annotation, biological process: regulation of cell migration; positive regulation of gene expression; cell differentiation.